Lynx canadensis (Canada lynx) is the source of this 1524-nucleotide messenger RNA. RefSeq names its product ephrin type-A receptor 6. Bases 1 to 1524 code for a protein of 507 amino acids. The record is from RefSeq and is a predicted model, not a curated record. Gene Ontology annotation, biological process: protein phosphorylation; axon guidance. The transcript is spliced from 12 exons. Gene Ontology annotation, molecular function: transmembrane-ephrin receptor activity; ATP binding; protein binding. Gene Ontology annotation, cellular component: neuron projection. NCBI's taxonomy places the organism in Eukaryota, Metazoa, Chordata, Mammalia, Carnivora, Felidae.
AUGGUAAAACCUACGUCACAAGUCUACCCACGGAUAGCGCCGGCAUUUUGGCACUACCUGCGGGUAGAAGUGAGUAGCGGGGACUUGAACCCUCCCACCCUUGCUCCUUGCACUCUGCUGGAGCAUGAGCAGCUCACCUAUUCCUCCACGAGGUCCAAGGCGCCCAGUGUCAUCAUCACAGGCCUCAAGCCAGCCACCAAGUACAUAUUUCAUAUCCGAGUGAGGACUGCAACAGGAUACAGUGGCUAUAGCCAGAAGUUUGAAUUUGAAACAGGAGAUGAGACUUCUGACAUGGCGGCUGAACAGGGACAGAUUCUCGUGAUAGCCACCGCAGCUGUUGGGGGAUUUACUCUCCUCGUCAUUCUUACUUUGUUCUUCUUAAUCACUGGGAGGUGCCAAUGGUACAUCAAAGCUAAAAUGAAGUCAGAAGAGAAGAGGAGAAACCACUUACAGCAGAAUGGGCAUUUACGCUUCCCAGGAAUUAAAACUUACAUAGAUCCAGAUACAUAUGAAGACCCAUCCCUAGCAGUUCAUGAAUUUGCAAAGGAGAUUGAUCCCUCAAGAAUUCGCAUUGAGAGAGUCAUUGGGGCAGGAGAAUUUGGAGAAGUCUGUAGUGGGCGAUUGAAGACACCAGGGAAAAGAGAGAUCCCCGUUGCCAUCAAAACUUUGAAAGGUGGCCACAUGGAUCGACAAAGAAGAGAUUUUCUAAGAGAAGCUAGUAUCAUGGGUCAGUUUGACCACCCAAAUAUCAUUCGACUGGAAGGUGUUGUCACAAAAAGAUCCUUCCCGGCCAUUGGGGUGGAGGCGUUUUGCCCCAGCUUCCUGAGGGCAGGGUUUUUAAAUAGCAUCCAGGCCCCGCAUCCAGUGCCAGGGGGAGGAUCUCUGCCCCCCAGGAUUCCUGCUGGCAGACCAGUAAUGAUUGUGGUGGAAUAUAUGGAGAAUGGAUCCCUAGACUCCUUUUUGCGGAAACAUGAUGGCCAUUUCACAGUCAUCCAGUUGGUCGGUAUGCUCCGAGGCAUUGCAUCAGGAAUGAAGUAUCUUUCUGAUAUGGGCUAUGUUCAUCGUGAUCUAGCAGCUAGGAAUAUAUUGGUCAACAGCAACUUAGUAUGCAAAGUUUCCGAUUUUGGUCUCUCCCGGGUACUGGAAGAUGAUCCAGAGGCUGCUUAUACAACAACUGGUGGGAAAAUUCCGAUAAGGUGGACAGCCCCAGAAGCUAUUGCCUAUAGAAAGUUCUCCUCGGCAAGUGACGCAUGGAGCUAUGGCAUUGUCAUGUGGGAGGUCAUGUCCUACGGAGAGAGACCUUAUUGGGAAAUGUCUAAUCAAGAUGUCAUUCUGUCCAUUGAAGAAGGCUAUAGACUUCCGGCUCCCAUGGGCUGUCCAGCAUCUCUACACCAGCUGAUGCUCCAUUGCUGGCAGAAGGAGAGAAACCACAGACCAAAAUUUACUGACAUUGUCAGCUUCCUUGACAAACUGAUCCGCAAUCCCAGUGCCCUUCACACCCUGGUGGAGGACAUCCUUGUGUAA